Molecule: messenger RNA, 2635 nt
Organism: Dermatophagoides farinae (American house dust mite)
Lineage: Eukaryota; Metazoa; Arthropoda; Arachnida; Sarcoptiformes; Pyroglyphidae
Gene: Taf9
Product: TBP-associated factor 9
Biological process (GO): RNA polymerase II preinitiation complex assembly; DNA-templated transcription initiation
Cellular component (GO): transcription factor TFIID complex; SAGA complex
Molecular function (GO): RNA polymerase II general transcription initiation factor activity; protein heterodimerization activity; transcription coactivator activity
Source: RefSeq, a predicted model, not a curated record
AACAAUAGAAUUUCCACACAGAGAAGGAUAUACGUAUGAAGCAUUGAAAUGAAUGUAAAAAUGAGCACUACGACGACGACGACAACAACACCAAACAGACAAAGGACCCAAGACGACGACGACGUUGAUGAUGUUGAUGGCCAAAAAGAAAUUUUUUUUUAUUGUAUCUUUGUGAAAUCAUUCAUGUAUCAUAUUGGUAUGCUACUUCUAUUGAUGGGAAUGGCACACACACAUACAAAGUUAAGGGGAAAAAUGAUGAUUUUAAACAAUGAUGAUUGCUACAUUAAAUGCUGCUACCUUUUUUGUUUAGCUUUUGUGAUUUUUUUUUUGGUCGAUGUACAGGCAUUUGCUUUAAUUUGAAUUGUAAAAUGAAUACCGCUACUAUAUUAAAGUUGUAGCAGCUGUAUUCAUUUUUUGUGACUCAUAAAUUACAUCCGUUCAUAAAUGACGUGUAUUUGUAAUAUAUGUUGACUUUUUUGUGUGCAAUUUUUUCGAUCGAUUGAAAAAGCGAUACACACAUGAUAAUGCUGGUUUAGGGUUAGCAAUUUAACAAUGUCAGCAACAUAAAGCAAUCGGCAAUCAUUAAAAAAUUAAUAAAUGAGAUAUAUAAGAUAUAUCCAUCAUCAUCAUCAUUACAAUUUCAUAUUUGAAAUUCAUCGUUUGGUGCAAUAUAUUCACAACUGCACACAUUCUUACACAUUUGUAUUGUAACAAAAUCAGGUUCUCAACCUAGACGCGCACACCACAAUAUCGGGGCUGGUGAAUCCUGAAAGAAAGAAAGAAAAAGUUGACCCGAUGUUAUCAUGACACACCUGGUGCACGAGUUUCAUCUAUGACCUUUUUUUGUUUGUCCAGGUCGAUAUGGAGAAUUCAUAAAAUCAUAGUAAAAGAAAAACUUUCACUCAAUUCACACCACUACUUGACCUUUUACAUUUGACCAUACGCAAAAACCGGUCUCGAUUUUGUAUUUUGUUAUUAUCCAAACAAUGAUAUUAUCGAUGUUUGAAUUAUUUCGGCGAUUCUUAGAAUAAAAUAUAAUAUCAAUUAUGCUAAACGCGAGCAUAAAUAUUCGAUUUGCAGGAAUCACCAUUUUUUUGAAAUGAUGGAAUCCAAUUCGAAAGAUAUCUAAAGACAAAUAAACAAUCGAAAACAGUAUAGUCACUAUCGAUUCGACGUCCAUCAUUUUAAUCACAUGAUGAGUUAGUAGUUAGUAUAUUUUCUUUGCUUCCAACCGUGAAAAAUGGAGUAACUUUAUCUCAACUAUUUUAUAUGCUUCUCCUCGUCUCUAGAUUUUUUCAAGUGAGAAAAAAUUGCACACACACAGUUUACCAGUGCAGAAUUUGAUAUUGUCGAAUUGUGAAUUUGUGGAAAAAAAUUGGAAUUUUUUUUCGAAUUUGAUUCUUUCCGAUUCGAAAAUUCGAACAAAAUCAUGAAAUUAGAUCCAAGUACAAUUGCAGCCAAUCUAUCGGCUGCAGCGGCUGCUGAAGCUGAAGCUGCAGCUGCUGCAUCACAAAAUAAUUCAUCAAACAUGCCAAUGUUGUUAACAUCAUCAUCUUCAUCAACAGUAUCGACAUCAUCAUCAAUGGCAAUGGCAUCGAUAGCGGCUACUACUGGUGGUGGUGCCAUAUCCAAUCAAUCCAGUAUAAAUUCAUCGUCAUUAUUGUCCAAUUCAAAUCCAUCAUCAUCAAUUACGAAUUCAUCACAACAAUCGGCCACUAUAGUGACAAAUAUGGCCCAACAUCAUCAUCAUAAUCAUAAUAAUCAUCAUCAUCAUCAUCAUUCAACACAACAGCCAACAUCAACAUCACAAUUAAAUCAAACAACAGGAACCAAUUCAAUGACCAAUAAUAGCUCAGGGUCAUCAUCGAUGGCUAAUAAAAUAACACCAAAGGAUUCACAAGUUGUCGCUGCCAUUCUAAAAGAGAUGGGCAUUAAUGAAUUUGAACCACGUGUAUUACCACAAUUAGUCGAAUUUGCUUAUCGUUAUGUUGCACGUGUUUUGGAAGAUGCACAAUUAUUUUCAUCAUAUGCACGUAAAAAAGUAAUCGAUACCGAUGAUGUAAGUCUCGCUAUUCAGAUGCAAAUCGAUCGAUCAUUUGUUGGUCCACCAUCUCGUGAUAUUCUGCUGGAAAUUUCACGUAACAAAAAUACUCAACCAUUACCACCGAUUAAAUCACAUAAUGGUAUGCGUUUACCGGCUGAUCGGUAUAGUCUUGUGGCACCGAAUUUUCGUCUAAUUUCCAAACCGAUCAAUACAACCACAAUAGUUAAUAAUAAUCAAAAUCAAAACAAUAAUAAUAAUGCUAAAUCAAUCAAUAAAACGGUUGUUCGUACAGUAUCAUCAUCAUUAUUAUCCAAUACUUCUACUGGUGCUGGUAGUUCAUCGUCGUCAUUUAUGAAUUCAAAAAUUUCUCUUCACUCUCCAGUUAUGGCUAGUCCAACGGCGGCUGGUGCCAAUCAAAAUAUUCAACAGCAGCAGCAUCAGACAAAGAAUUCGAUUAUGGAAUCUGUUUUUGGCAAACGAAAAUUGGAUGAUAUUUAAUUGAUAAAUUUUACUCACAUUUUUUGUAUCUCGAAUCAUUGAUUAAUUUUUUUUUUUUUGUAAAUAAAACAAACCUAUUACAAUUACAAUAUA